AUGCAAAUUCUUUUGGUUGACAUGGUGAUUGUACCAGCAACAACUGGGCAGAUGGGUGUUCUGCCAGGACAUGUGGCAACAAUUGCUGAGUUGAAACCUGGUGUGCUCUCCGUACAUGAAGGGAACGAUGUGACAAAGUAUUUUGUGAGCAGUGGGUUCGCAUUCAUCCAUGGAAACUCAGUGGCUGAUAUAGUAGCUGUUGAGGCUGUGCCAGUAGAUCGAAUUGAUGUCAAUCUUGUCCAGAAGGGCCUUCAAGAUUUCACUCAGAAGCUCAACUCAGCCUCCACUGAUUUGGAGAAAGCUGAAGCUCAGAUUGGUGUUGACGUCCAUAGCGCUCUCAACUCUGCUCUUACAGGCUGA
Molecule: messenger RNA, 360 nt
Organism: Sphenostylis stenocarpa
Lineage: Eukaryota; Viridiplantae; Streptophyta; Magnoliopsida; Fabales; Fabaceae
Source: the annotation of a GenBank genome assembly